Messenger RNA from Drosophila novamexicana, 2592 nucleotides. RefSeq lists its product as uncharacterized. Lineage: Eukaryota; Metazoa; Arthropoda; Insecta; Diptera; Drosophilidae. The transcript has 7 exons. The coding region runs from base 505 to 2340 and encodes 611 amino acids. The record is from RefSeq and is a predicted model, not a curated record.
GAAGUUAAAAAUUUCAAAAAUAAAUAAGAAAAUGCAAUUGUUGCUGGAAAACAUGGAAUAAAAUAUGUGUCACAAACAAGAAAAGCAACGGAAAUUAAUGUGCAUAAUAUGGGAUAUCGUUUAAACAACAAGCUGCACCUAACCAAACCCAACUACAUAGAUUGUUUCCUGUCUCAGCAAGAUUAAAAGAAAAAAAAAAUAACUAACGGCACAAGUCUUGAUAAAUGAAAAAAAAAUAGCAAAGCGCAAAGCAGAAGAAGAAUAAAGCAGCUGCUUGGGGCGCAUUGCUGCUGUGCUACAUACAUACAUACAUAUAUACGAAAAAUCGAUACUUGAAGCCGCAGCAGCAGCAGUCAUCGUAGCAGUCGACGUCGACAUCGACGUCAGCGGUCAGCGUCAGCAGACGAAAACGCUUAUUAAAUGACAGCUAAAAAUAGACAAAACAACAGCAACAACAACAGUUAGAACAGCUACAACAAAAGCAACUAAAUACACGUGGCAACCAUGGUCGACGCAAAGCCACCGCCCACACGCACGCCCACGCCGGGCACACCGCCGGCUGCAUUUGCCGGCGAGAGAUCGAAAAUAAAAUUAUUUAUGGAACGGACGCCGAGCAUCGGUGCGCUAAAGUCCAAAUUUUUGACAGUGUUGGGCAACAGCAAUGAGCUGUUCAAUGGCAUAUCAAACAAGUUAACGCUGAGCAGCAGCAGCAGCGAUUCAGAUUAUUGCGACGACGAUGACGAGGAUUUGCCCAAGUAUGACGAGACUAUUGACUAUACGAAAAUCGAUUUUGAGGCGCGUCGCGUGAAGGCGCGUCGUGCGCAUGAGGAGAUCAUCUCGGGUCGCUUCAGACAGCCCAAUUUGGCGCCGCGUCCACGCUUGGAGCUCUCGCGCACGCGUCACUCCAACAAGCUGGGCGGCCCGCUGCGCUCCAGUUCGCCGUCCUCGUCCAGCAGCGGCGGCAGCAGCAGCGACGACAGCAGCUCCGCGUCGCUGCCGGAGCCAACGGCGGCCGCACGUUCGCACGAUGUGAGCAGCACCACGCACUCGAAUUCUCUGGAGUUUGAGUCGCGCCACUCGGGUGGCUAUGAGCGGCCCCGAGCCAUUGCGGGCGCUCGACGCAGCGAGCUGGACAUGCAAAAGGAUAUGCAGCGCAUUAGUGAGCUGCUUGAGGCCACGGCCAUGCCUCCACUAAUUGAUGUGCAGCCGCCCACAGAAGGCGGCGGCGGCAGCUUGAUGACACGCCAGCCCUGGGGCGCGAACAGCUCAAUGCGAGUUGUGCCCACACGCAGUCGCACCUCGAACAGCAGCACGUUGACCAGCCUGCGGGAUGAGCCCGAUCAGCUGCAGGCCAGCCCCAGCAUGGAGUCCAGCGAUUGGCGCAACUUUAUACGCUCCGAAUCGCAAAAUUCGGUGCCCUCAUGGGCAUCCUCCAUAAGCUUGGAUUGUCGUGCCGGCGAGGAGCCCGUCAAGGAAUUCAUGAAGCAUUUCACCCAGCUGCUCUUCAGCAAUUCGGCAGCUGUCAAUCUGGAGCUUAAGUCCGAGCUUGGUGUGCUGCUGCGUCUGGAGAUGGGCCGCCUGUGGUUCACCAGAUUUCUCAGCGAGCAGCGCAACAAAUCAAAACGCCUGGAAACAUUAACAUUCAAUGCACUUGCCCAAUACUUUGCCCUGGCGCUGUUCGAAUGCGGCGAGUGCGAGGAUCAUGCGCCAGCGGCGGUGCUUAUGAAUCUCUGUUUCUUGUUCUAUCACGAAGUUGAAGUUCCUGGCUGUGAUCCUUAUCGCGAGUAUUUGUUCAUAUCGCUGCGCCAGCAGCCGCUGUGGCAGCAGCCGCGCUUCUGGAACGCCAUCUUCCAGGAUGCCAUGCAGGCUGAGCGUGAGCAUCGGCUCAGCUCGCAGCUGCGCCGCCAGCAGCGCCGUCAGGCAAGGCAGCAGCAGCGCCUUGCAGCCGGAGCAGCAGCUGCAGCUGCAGCAGCCCCAGCAGGAACAGCGCCGGAGUCAGUGGUGCCCGAUGCUCGCAAGAACGGCGUUGAUUCCUCCUCAAGCUCUUCGCACCAGGGCAGCGCGCCGGCGGCGACGUUGGCAACAGCCAAACUCAAAUCCAGCAAAUGCAGCUUGGGCCAGCCGCAAUCGGCCAAGGAGCAGGACGAUAUUGCAUUUCGGCAAUUGAGUGCCUUCACGUGCAACAUGCACUCGCUGGGCACUAGCCAGGAAUUGUGUCUCGAUUUUCUAAAGAAACAUGUUGUGGCGCUCAAUCUAUCCAAGGACAAAGCCAAACUGAUCAGGGACAAUAUUUAUCGUAUGUAUCAUGAGACGGAACUGUGGGGUGCUCGUCAAACUUAAAUUUUCUACCAUAACGAAAUCCCAACUUGUUUAAUGCCUCCCAGAACAAGAAAAAAAAAAAAAAACUAUCAACUAAACUUUUCAAAUUUCGUCUCAGCUGAAGCUAAACUUUUUGACUUUAAAGAAAGCUACAAACUUAAACAAAUCUUGAUGUAGUUAAAAUUUUAACUCGCAUUGUUGACUCUAUACGAAAAAUGAAUGAAUAAUUAAAAUAUACACACAGACGAGAUAUGUAUGCAUGUUAAUAUAUUA